AUGGCGUACGCUUAUGAACCGGGACUGGCGCAGCCGCGCAAAGGCGCUGACCAGGAUGCCGACAUCCUCAAGGAGUUCAAGGUGAGUCGCUUGUCCCCCUCUGUGGUCUUCUCCCUUUGCUCGCACGCGCUCGUCGCCCGGCUCUCGACUUCGGCAUCACUCAACACAAUCGACGGGGGGUGGCUUGCUUCGACGUCACCCGCCUGUGUGUGGGGGAGCAACUUCGACCCGCCAACAGCAUCAUCAAACCUCGACAUCGGCCAACCCCAAACCAUCCCUCUCCCGCCUACACAAGCUCAACCUUACUCUCACGCUCACGGCAAACCGGCUCGCCUACACGCCAAGACUCAGCUCGCACCCCUUGCUUCCACCUCGUCUGUCGCGCAGCAUAUCCUGUGUCCUAUUCCAGCGACACAUUGCGUGCGGUCGGACUGUCUAUGUUUAGAUACGCGACAGCAAGAGCGCAGCGCAUACCGUUGGCUCGCUUGCUCGCCCGUCGACGACUCCACCGCAGUCAAGCGCAAACUCGCCGAGGACGAGGCGUACAUUAGCUACUUCAACGAGCGCAUCAAGAUUGAGCAGAGCUACGUCGAGGCGCUGAACAAGCUCCAUGCGAAGCAGGUUGGAGCAGACUCGCAGGUCGAUGAACGGUUCGCGUCAACGACACGGAAAGCAUGGUUCGAAGUGCGCGACUAUACGGAGCGCGAGAUUGCCUCACGGGAGGCGUUCGUCCACGCACUGCAGACUACGGUGGUCGCGCCGCUGACGGGGAUCCGUGACACGCAAACGCGGAUCCGAAACCGUAUCCGUGAAGGGCUCAAGGAGGCGACAGAGCAAUACGAAUCGUACGUCUUCAACAAGGUCCCGAAGCUCGAGAAGACGUACCGGAGCAAGGAACAGACGCUGGAGGAAAUUCGGAAGCAGGAAGCCGCAGUCGCGAAGCAACAGCAGCUCCUCAGCGAGACAAACCCAGCAUUGCCCGAGAAGCAGCCGCACCCAUACAUGUCGGCUGCCGCUUCGAUUCGGGACGGGCACUCGAUCCGCGCGCCGAGCAUCAGCCGCAGCCGGCGGUCGAGCGGGUCGCUCGAUUCGGACGAUCUCAACUUCCCGAGCCCGAACUCGCCGACGUCACAGUCUAGCCAUCCCCCGCCGUCUUAUCACUCCACAACGCCGUCUUAUCACACCACCAACCCGUCGAUGCACCUCGCGCCCCAGCAGCAGGGUUACCACCCCUCAGCUCUUUCGCCGGCAACGACGAUCCCCGAUCGCAAGACCCCGAUUCACUUCUCGGGUGUCCAGCAGAGCGGGCGCUCGCGUUCGGGCUCAGCGUCGGGUCUGACGCUGCGCGACGUCGAUGCGCGCUCAAAGGAGAUCAUGAACGACAUUGCGGCGCACGGAAAGAAGGGCUUCAGGUCGCUGAUGGACCGCAUGGCGGGCGACCGGGACGGCGCCCCCGAGAAGAGCGGGCCCGAGGUUGCCGUCUCUCCACCCGAGUCCAAUAUCCCGCGGAGAGGAAGCGUGCGCGCACACCCCGUUAGCGCGAUGAAGAGCGUCAAGGCGCGCCGCGAGGCGGAGGAGGCAGACAAGGCGUACCGCAAGGGUGUGUUCCACACGGAGACGCUGCGACUGCGACGAGAGAAGCUCCAGACGUCUGCGAUCCAGAGCCUGACGGACCUUAACGAGGAGCUCAACAUGAAACUGCGCGCUGCGCUCGCUCACUAUGUCACGCACGCGCACGCGACUGCAGUGACGCUCGCGCAGGCGACCGAGGUCGUUGGCAACGCCAUCAAGCACAUCAACCUCGAGCACGACGGCAUGCAGUUCCGCUCGCGCCUUCCGCCGAUCGUCAAGAACAAGCCGGUCGUGUACGAAAACUACCACGUCGGACCGUGCCAAAGUCUGAUCUUUGGCGUCUCGCUGACCGACUACGACUUUGCGCGCGGCGAGGGCGGCGACCACGGCCGACCGCCUCUCAUUGUCGAAAAGUGCAUCGCUAGAAUCGACGCCUUUGGUCUCGAGACGGAGGGCAUCUACCGUAUCUCUGGCCGCGUAGCCACGGUGCGCGACAUGGUGCAGGAGAUUGAGCGCACCGAGGCGCACUUCCAGUUCAAGCCGACAUACGACGUGCACAGCAUCGCGGGCGUGCUCAAGCAGUACCUGCGCGAGUUACCUGAUCCGUUAUUCCCGCUCCCGCUGGCCGAGCGCGUCAAGAUGACGGCCGACCGCGACUCGUACCUCGACAACAAGUUUAGCGUCAUUCGCUCGCGGCUCCGAAGGCUGCCGCCGAUCCACCAGACGACGCUGCGCGCCAUCAUCGAGCACCUCGCCCGCGUGGCCGACCACGCCGAGGAGAACAAGAUGGAUGCACGCAACCUCGCCCUCGUGUUCAACAGUGUGCUCUUUGGUCCCGAGAAGACGCCCGAGAACGGCGAGGCGCUCAUCCAGAUGCAGACGCACCGCGACAGCGUGCUAGAGGACAUGAUUACGCACUGCGACCUGAUCUUUGGCCCGGCGACGACGCCGCUCUCGUACCACUCUGGCGAGUACGACUAUGGCGCGUACGAGGAGCAGGAAGAGGAGAGCGAGGAGGAGGCGCCCAAGGAGCGCAACACGGGCCCAGGCACUUCGCGCACCAAGCUCGUCCUCGUCACGCCGCGCGACGACCUGAGCGACGACAGCGAGCCGCCCGUCGACAAGCUGACGCCGGACCAGUCGCUGAGCCUGCUCUUCGACCCCGCCCUGAUCCCGCAGAGCAUGCAAUCCGCCAUUCCGAAAGAGUACCACCUGCGUCCGCUGGCGAGCGAUGACUUCCUCCGCGCGCAUUUCAGCCUGCUGUCGACGCUCUCGCAGUCCCCCGCCCUCGCGCCCUCGACGUACGCCAACCUUUUCAACGGCCUCAAGGCGAGCGGGAUCUACUACAUCCUCGUGCUCGUCGAGCGCGCGACAGAUGAGCUCGUCCUGUCCGGGACGCUCCUGCUCGAGCGCAAGUUCAGCCACGGCGGCGGCCUCAGCGGGCAUAUCGAGGACAUCAUCGUCAGCGAGCGUCUGCAAGGUCGCGGGCUGGGGCAGAUCCUAGUCCGCGGCCUGAGGGAGAUGGCAGCGAAUCUGGGCGCGUACAAGGUGAUCUUGGACUGCCAGGAACGCAUGGUGCCGUUCUACGAAAAGUGCGGUUUCGCGAUCCGGGGCAGGCAAAUGGCGCAUUAUGUCGAGUCUCAGCCGCCGCCGAGGAAGGAAAGUCUCGCUGCUACCAAGGCUCUGGGCUCGCCGAAGAAGGCGGAGAAGGCGGAGGCGGAAGUGAACGAUAGGAGGCUCGAUGACAUUGACGCCGAGACGGAGGCGAGCGACGUGACUUACCACUUUCCCGUCACCGCAUGA
Messenger RNA from Trichosporon asahii var. asahii CBS 2479, 3375 nucleotides. RefSeq lists its product as uncharacterized. Gene Ontology annotation, biological process: regulation of GTPase activity; signal transduction. NCBI's taxonomy places the organism in Eukaryota, Fungi, Basidiomycota, Tremellomycetes, Trichosporonales, Trichosporonaceae. The transcript is spliced from 4 exons. Gene Ontology annotation, cellular component: cytoplasm. The coding region runs from base 1 to 3375 and encodes 1124 amino acids. Gene Ontology annotation, molecular function: acyltransferase activity, transferring groups other than amino-acyl groups. The record is from RefSeq and is a predicted model, not a curated record.